Molecule: messenger RNA, 2511 nt
Organism: Dujonia railenensis
Lineage: Eukaryota; Fungi; Ascomycota; Pichiomycetes; Serinales; Debaryomycetaceae
Source: the annotation of a GenBank genome assembly
AUGCUUGUAAAUAAUAUUCUAAAGAGAGCUAGAUUAAAGGGGCUUGAAAGUUAUGCUUUCUUCCAACAAACACGGAAAUAUAAAAAUCUUUCACCACGGAAUGAAAAGACUAAUGUCCGCCAAAGGCAGCCUAACAGUGUAAAAUCUCAAGUCAAGGUGCCGCUUUUAAAGGGACACCAAGUCCUAACACAAUUGAAAUACGACCCUGAAAAUAAUGACAAUCCUAAUGGAUUCCAUGGAUUUGGGAUAUUACCAUUUAUUCAAGACAAAUUAAACAAAUAUUUACUCCCUAGGAUGCACAAAAUGCUUUCAGUACCAAAUUUCAAUGUUAGCCCCACAUUUGCUCAAAGAAUAAUAUUGACAGUUUUGAAUUCUGACCACAGUGUUAUAUAUAGGAGUAACAAUAUAAACCAAGGUGCCGAUGGUAACGAGGAGGUAGAAGGUAGUAGCACUAAGAAUUCAGAGGGAAAGAGUUUGGCAAUUGCUGCAUAUGCAUUGAAUUUGUCACUCAGUAGAUUCCCCAACUUUGGUGUAUUGAGCAGACACCAUUCAGCAUUCAAUUCAAUAGAUAGUAUUAUCGUUGUGCCGACAUCGAGAUUAGUAGAAAAAUAUCAAGAGUUCAUGGAAAUUUUAACUCAGGAUAUGCCGUUGGAUUGUUGUCCAGAUAGAUUUAUUGAUGAUCAGAGUGGAUUCACUAGAAGACCUUUGAAAGUGGAAUUUUUCUCCAAAUCCAAAGCUAGUGUGGUAUUGACUACAAAGAGUUCCCAAGGGCCUGAAGAUAAUAUUUUGAAAACUAAUGUCAAAAGAGCUCCUCAUGUCUUGGUCACGACCCCAAGUGGAUUGUACGACAUUAUGAAUGGAGAAAAGACCGGGACUCUAGCAACAAGACAUAAUUUGCUGGAAGUUAAAUUCUUCGCUGUUGACGAUAUGAACUAUAUGAUAAAUUGUACAGAUAUAGACCCUAAUUUAGAGAAUAUUACCACUUAUGGACAAAAAGGUAAGUAUGCUCCAAAAUUGGAAAGGAUCAUCAAGAAUUUGCAAGACCUACAAAUAGAAAAAUAUAAUAUCAACCUUAAGUCUAGAUUAGACUCCAUAGAAAAGAACUUUAGGAGACAAAGUGAGGAAUCUGAUGGGAUUAAUGAAAUGGAGAAUGACCACUUCGGUUAUUCAAACCAUGUUUUCGAGGAUAAUUCCCUUUCAACAUCCACAGUUGGUGAUACAGAUGGCAGAAACACGGCCUUAUUGAAAAAAUUAAUCAAGGCAAAGCGUCAAGUGCUUUAUAAGCCUAUUCAAUAUUGCUUCGUCACUGAGGCAGAAAACUCAAUGCAUCAGGUGUUGAGGAAGUUAAAUCAAAGGAAUCAGAUGGAUGACAUAUUGAACAAUAUUUCCACACAAGUUGAACAAAUGGUUACUGCACCCCCACAGAGAGGAAGCGAUACAAAUCUUACCAAUCUUCAACAGAACUAUGUUGAGUACUUGAGCGAAAAGGGACACAGUGUACAAAAAAAGAACUCUGACCCUCAAAUCGAAUACAUUGAAAAAUUGAUCAGGUUUGAUGACACCAAGAGAUUUUAUAGAAAUCAAGAGAGGAAGAUACUCUCAGUUGGUUCUUUCAACAUCAAAAAGGAACAGACCCCAGUCAAAGUAUCAUUUUCCACUUAUUCCAAAAAGGGUGUUUUCAAAGGAAUAGACAUUAUUUCACAACAUCCCCCAACAAGCUCCGAUUCAAUAAGAGUGUUUCUUGAGAAUGUUAAGACAACUAAACAAAAUUUAGAGAAUUAUCAAAAACAAUAUUUGAAGCAAAAAACUUCACAAUAUUUGGCUAAACCACUAAAGAAGCAAAAUGUACUAAUAAAAAAAGCAAUUAAAGGAACUAUUAAGCAAUUUAGGGAGGAGAAUCCCUCUAAUAAAAAGCCAUUUUUGUUAGUAGUGCCUUCCUUCUUCCAAUUCCCAUCGAAGUACCCAUACAAAGUUGGCAAGGAUAGGUUUAUUCUUCACUCCGAUAUCGAUAGGAAGAAAGUGCCUAAUUUCUUCAUUGACCAGGGCCCUAAAGAAGGUCUUAUCUCCAACAUGAUAGUCACUGCUAGUGACUUAGUUGGAAUGGAAAUACAUGACACUCUGAAUAUAGCUAUUUUUGGAAUAGAAGGGCUUGUUCCUCAGUUAGCAAUGACAAAAUCAUGGAAAAAUCCUGGUAUUUUAAAGUACAUUUCGGGAGUAGAAGACCCAAUGGCUGACUUAUUUUACUUCUAUUUAUCCAAGCUCAGUUCAUCGAACGAUAAAGAUAAAAAUAUGAUCAUCAAUAUGAUGGAUGGUGACUUACUUGACAUGCAAAAAUUAAGUGAGGUUAUAUUAUAUAACAAAAUCUUGGAACAUGUUGACGUUACUCGUGUGGUACCAGAGCUGAAUCCUACCAUCUUGCAGUAUGGAUUGACGCCUGACCACAUUGAAUACAACAGUAAAUUAGUACAAGCAAGCACACGCCCAGCAAGUAAAAAAUUGUCUACUGAGUAA